Daldinia vernicosa is the source of this 3392-nucleotide messenger RNA. RefSeq lists its product as uncharacterized. The transcript has 3 exons. The record is from RefSeq and is a predicted model, not a curated record. The coding region runs from base 288 to 3392 and encodes 1034 amino acids. NCBI's taxonomy places the organism in Eukaryota, Fungi, Ascomycota, Sordariomycetes, Xylariales, Hypoxylaceae.
CUAGUCGCUCAUUUACAAUAUAUUUCUUUAAUGCUUGUUUGUUCUUCUGCUUUAUCGUGAUUUUUUUUUUCGCGUAUCACGCCAAUAGGCAGUUUCCGAGGUGGACAGCGACACUCGACAUAAUCCAUGGAGCUUAUCGUUUCGUUAUUUAUGCAAAAAACACCAUUGUUCGAAGCCCUUGCAAGUUUGAAGUUCUAGCGCAUCGCUGACCCUGCUUAACAAGUACAGCAUCAAUUUCUAAGGUUUAAAAAAAAAAGUUGUGUUAAUAAGGAGAAACUUGGACGAAAAUGGAUUCCGGAGAGGCAGUUACUGCCUCUAAUACUUCUCCGCGUUUUGUUAGCGGUAAUCGCAAUGGUAUUAUAGCAACAACGGACCCAUCUGCAUCCUCCCUUUUAUCUCCAAACACAACCACAACCGCGACCAACUCCGCUAUCACAUCUACAACCACCACUACUACCACAACAGCAACAACACCAAUUAGACCACCACCUACACCAACUAAACAUAACAAUUUCCAUGCACACCGACAAACCAACAGCUCUUCAAAACUACCUGCAUUUCGCUUUGCCGAUCUAAAAAGAGAACACAUUACCAUACCUUCGCUACUACAGUCUCACCACAUUCCGCCGUCGCCUGUCUCGCCCGAUCCGGAUCAGCACACCGAAACACAGCUAAACGCGGCGCAGGAAAUAUCCCCGCAGACAGCGCAUCAGCAGCAUAACAAUAGAAACAAUAUUAGACCUGUCUCACCCCAACAAUUGCCUGCAGAAAACCUAAGUCCCUCAAGGUCUCGGGCAUCCACGUUCCAAUCCCCCGCCGUCGCCCAAUCGACCGCCACAUCGACAUCAUCCCUCAAUGCAAAGCGCUCUGUUUCUCUAGAUUCAACUACCAUUGAUACGAAUAAGCGCACGCGCAAUACUACUAGCGCGAGGUCACCUACGGAUCCAGCUGAUACGGUUGUUGUUGUACAAUCGCGACACAAACGCGCGCCUUUUUCGGGCAGUUCGGUACACGAAACUUCGCCUGGGCAUCGGAUGCAUGCAUCGGACGAAAUUCAAAGUGCAUCAACAAGAGAAGAUAUAAGUAAGGAGAGCGCGCACGGGCAACGGGAACUCAUCUUGCCAAAAACUAUUCAGAAGACUGCGAUCGAUGAUAGAAGAAACUCUGUGGCGAGACGACCACCGGUAUCCUAUAAACCACCCGCAAACUCUACUGGUUCGGGCGGUACAACAUCAAUUCCACCUAUUCGAUCAUUUCGAUCUUCCGGCGAACGACGAAGCCUUAUUCUCGACAUGAAUCUUCGUUCGAUACGUGGGUAUGAGGGAAGCGAGGACUCUGGCGACUCAAAUCACCGCGAUAGGACUUUGCGUGCGCUAGAGGGAAGACGUUUCGACGACGAAUCACAGAUAACACCGCCUGACUCGGCGGGAGAUCGCCCUGAUGGCGACGAAAGUGGCGAUCUAUUUCUCAAGAUCGCACGCGAGGACUCGUCCCGUCGCGGCGCAGAGACCAACCGAAACUAUGGAGACAAUCAAAGCGCCCUAUCCCGAGUCGCACGAAGCAGCCGACGACCUCUUUCUGUAGGUAUAUCUUCGUCAUCCCAUCCAGCAUCCCCUCCUCAAAUGACUCGGCGCUUGUCGGAUCAAGAGACCUCUCGAUCUCGAGGUUUCGGUGAUGAUCAAUCGGGAGAGAAAAUCGCGCGUACUAUAAUAUUCAAAGGAGUACCCAGAGACAAACAAUCCGAGGAAACAAAACCUAGAGGCGGCAGCGCUCUUCGUGGUUCACCACUAACGCCUCGAUCUCUAACUUUUCAAGAACCCCCUUCUGACCAAGGGUCUGCUUACAGUCGAAAAAGACAAGCGUCUAUUGAUAGCGGCACUGCUCUCCCAUCCCGCAUGUCCUCGCUCAAACAGCCCAAUGUCAACUACAGCCACCCUCGCACUUACAACUCUUCACCACUAGUACCAAAACCAGCAGAAUCCCAAAGACACGAAGCCCAAUUAGACGAUGCAAAUCAUGGUGUUGAGGGGACCAAUUCAACGGCUUCGACUGCCGCUCCUUCUACAGUAUGGGACGAGCUCGAUGACCUCAAGUCUCGUAUCCACCGUCUUGAGUUAACCGGCAAGCUGCCUCCGACCUCAGGUGCAGCCAUCUCGCGAGCAUCUGAUGAACGACCCCCAACUGCCCACACUAACGCAACCACCUUAUCUGCCUCUCCCAAGCGCGGUUCUGGGGGCGCCGCACAAACGUCCGACACAAAUAUCGCACAGAAAGAAGGUCAUCCCCUACUGCAUUCGGCAUUGACUAAGUCCAAGGAAUUUCUUAGUGUGGAAGUUUUCGAAGCGCUUGAAGCAGCAGCUAAUGAUGCAUUGGCACUUUCAAUAAUGAUGGGUACCGCUGGUCAGCCAGGACCUAUUGCGAGCGGCGCAAGUAGCAUUGGUAGCGGUACUACUAUUACCGACCGUCAACUAAGACGAAAAGCAGAUAGUAUCUGCCGCAGUCUCACUGAAUUAUGUCUCGCGUUAAGUGAAGGGGCGGCGCAGAUGAAGCCACAGCAGCAAGUAGCUCCGCCGACUCCAGAGAAUCCUCUGCUAGCAAGCCCUACUAUCACAAAAUUCCAAGGGAUGGCCUCUCAAAGACGGCAAAGUAUCGCGGAUCGCAACCUCUCGAUCAAUACCAGCCCGAGAACUAUACCUCGAAUUGAAGAGAUGCGAAAUAUCGAAGAGAGACGAAAUAGUACGUUGGGGACUACCUUUUUAUCCCCACGAUAUAAUACAACACCUGCGACCCCAACCGAGGCUACGGCGAAUGGUGCUGGCCGGAAGACUUCGCUAUUGAUAGCCCGCAACCGCCGAGCUGGAUCAGAAGAGCCGGACGAAGCGCGCAGGGCAUCGCAAUCGUCACUACUUAGAACACGGCGCGCCACUACAGAAGAACCUGAGGACUUGUCUGAUCGCAAACCUACAUUAACCCGAGGUCGUCGGGGCACAAUAAAUCGUGACGACGAGCAAAGCCAGUUCCGCGCACCAUCCCGCGCUAUCACUGAAGUCCACGGGCUUCGAUCCGGAACACGCGAAUACGCAUCACAUUUGCCAGCACCUCCAAAGGAGCCCGAGCCUUUGGCGUCUUCAGCUCUACCUAAAAGGCGGCUGGCUUCCGCACUCAGCAGCAGAUUAGUGAUCCCUGGAUCGACGUCUGGCUUCGCUAGCACGGCUCGCCGGUAUUUCGAACGAUCGACGCCGGAUCGCGAAACGUAUAGCGCCGUAGAAAAAUCGGCUGAGGAUCGAUCGCAACGGCAAUUUGCUAUUGGUCGAUCCGGAAGUAUGGACAAACGAACAAAUCGUGGAAGUAUGAUUGCCACGAGCUCUCCCGCGACGGGGGGCUACCGAUAA